AAUCUGGAGGCUUGUCUCCUCCCCCAGCGGAGCUCUUAUAGCGCUGACCCCAGCAGUCCUGCUCCUCCUGGUUGAUGGUCAGACUGUGUGAAAGAAGGAUGAAGUUGCUCGCAGCGGUCACGCUCGUCGUGGGGUCCCUCCUUUUCCUCGCUUUCCCGGGGUCUGCUGACGAGAAGAAGAAAGGCCCUAAAGUCACGGCGAAGGGAAGAGCAUCUACGGGGACCGUUUCCCUGAUGAGAACUUCAAGCUGAAGCACUACGGGCCUGGCUGGCUCAGCAUGGCCAACGCUGGGAAGGACACCAACGGCUCCCAGUUCUUCAUCACCACUGUGCAGACCCCCUGGCUGGAUGGCAAACAUGUAGUGUUUGGAAAGGUUCUGGAGGGCAUGGAUGUGGUGACAAAGAUCGAGAACACAAAGACAGACGGCAGAGACAAACCUCUGAAAGACGUCAUCAUCCAUGACUGUGGAAAGAUUGAGGUGGACAAGCCGUUUGCUAUCGCCAAGGAGUAGGACUGGACCAGUCCAGGCUGGGAUCAUCACGUGUUUCUGGGUCCAUUUACCAAGCAGCAUUCCACGAGUACUUUACUCUUAUUGUUGGGCUCUUUUCUAACAAAACUCUGACAUUUGAAAUAAAUGUUUCACGUUUUGUUAAACUCUUGUUAAA
Messenger RNA from Austrofundulus limnaeus, 665 nucleotides. RefSeq names its product peptidylprolyl isomerase B (cyclophilin B) (gene ppib). The record is from RefSeq and is a predicted model, not a curated record. Lineage: Eukaryota; Metazoa; Chordata; Actinopteri; Cyprinodontiformes; Rivulidae. Gene Ontology annotation, molecular function: peptidyl-prolyl cis-trans isomerase activity; cyclosporin A binding. Gene Ontology annotation, cellular component: intracellular membrane-bounded organelle; cytoplasm. Gene Ontology annotation, biological process: protein peptidyl-prolyl isomerization; protein folding.